Molecule: messenger RNA, 734 nt
Organism: Adineta steineri
Lineage: Eukaryota; Metazoa; Rotifera; Eurotatoria; Adinetida; Adinetidae
Source: the annotation of a GenBank genome assembly
UUGUUAUGCAGACAUAUUCUGAUGAUGAUGGAUUAACUUUUUCUCAGCCACAAAUUAUUCUCAACGUUACUAAACACCAUUGGAAAUGGGUUGGUUUAGGACCACCUGGUGGUUUACUAUUACAAUCAAAUCGAAUAUUACUUCCUGCGUAUUAUUCAAUACAUCCGGAUGACAAUGGUUUAUUAUCUACUGGUUAUGUUAUGUUGAAUGAUUUUAAUGGUCAAAUUGAUAAAUGGUAUUUAGGCGGAGAAUAUAAUUUUGGUACUCAUUUUCCAAAUGAAUGUCAAGCUGUCGAAUUACUACCUAAUGCAAAUUCAAUAUUUAUAAAUUCUCGUUCAUUAGGAACGAAAAGAAUUGGUGCGUAUAGUAAUGAUGGUGGAAUAACAUUUAAUAAAAUAAAAGUAUUAGAUAUACUUGUACAACCAUUAACUGGAUGUGAAGGUUCCACAAUUUAUCAUAAAAAUACGGACCAGUUAUUUUAUACAGGUUUAGCUGAAACAUCUUAUAUUCGUAGUAAUUUGUCACUAUAUAGAAGUAAUGAUAAUGGUGAACAUUGGACAUACAUAAAGACGAUAUUUCAAGGUUCGUCAUCUUAUUCAUCAUUGACAAUAUUAAAUGAUCAAUCAGUUGGUUUAUUAUAUGAAUGGGCAAAUAAAACUGAUCCUACUUUUCUACCGGAUUAUAUAACAUUUACUAUAGUAUAUAAUCAAACCAAAAUGAAAGAUUUUCGAUAA